Molecule: messenger RNA, 1812 nt
Organism: Didymodactylos carnosus
Lineage: Eukaryota; Metazoa; Rotifera; Eurotatoria; Philodinida; Philodinidae
Source: the annotation of a GenBank genome assembly
AUGUUCGUUUUUUUUUUGCAGGAAUGGAAUGAUGUAACGACUAAUAUUUAUGAUGCUGUUGAUCAACAUCUCGCACAAAGUCACGUCCAAUAUUUUACAGAUUUGAGCGAUCCUGAGAAAAGUCUUGUUCUUGAGCGUGCUGCCAGAUCGCUAAAAUCAGUGGGAGGAUCAAAUCCAUACGAUAAUCUAAACAAAAAGAUAUCUGAUUUACUUGAUAAAGGUAUCAAUAGUGACGUUUCAAGACAGCUAUUGAAAGAAGAUCCAUUAGAAACGAAGACGGAUUUAUUAUUAGCAAAAAUUUGUGAUGGAAUCGUUAGUUUAUUACGAAAAUGGCCGGAUCAAAAAUAUAAACUACAUGCAUUUCUUAAUCAACCAUUACCUCAACCGAUUCGUUUUGUUGGCUGGAAUGUAUUUUUAUCAAAUCAUAAUCACAGAAAUAAAUUUUUGAAAGAUUUAUCGACUAAUCCAAGAAGUAUUUUAUCCCCGAUGGAUGCUGAAAUUCAACGUAAUUGUGAUGCAUUCAUGGCUACUUUACCAGCUGGCCCAUCGAUGGCUGAUUCUCGCGGAAAUAUGAGUUCUAUGAAAGCUAUUCUGUCUUAUCAUCAUUCUUCACUGGGAAACAAGCGUGAUUUGGCUGAAUCGGAAUAUUAUUACACACUUCCAAUCGUUUUAUCGCACAAUCCACCGCUGCCUAGAAAUGAGAAACCGUAUGAAAAAUCACUUUCUAUUUUAAUUGAAAUGUAUCUGACAUUUUUGGAUAUUCUACCGCCACCAUUAAUUCAAAGUCAUUUGAAUUCAACCACACAGGAUUUGGAGCCAUGGUUUCGAAAAGUUGAAUUUCAUCUAAAAGAAAUUGAUCGACCAGUGUACAAUCAUCUUCGAAUGGUUUUAUAUCCACAAGGCGCACAAAUGGCGAAUUCUGAUGAUCCAUAUAUUGCACUAUUGUUGAAAAAAUGUUGUUAUCCAUGGUUUAAAUUUCUCUUUGUUGGCUGUCUCAACGUGGAUCCUCUAAUGUAUGUGUGGGAUCAAUAUAUUAUUACGAGUGACUUACCAAAUUUUCAUGAUGAAUUAAUACCAGCAAUUGCCGCUGCAAUGAUAAUAACAUUAAGAGAUUUUAUUUUACAAUGCAAAUUGACAUCUGAUUUGGAAACUGUUUUACAAAAGAAGACAAAUAUAAUUGUCACAAGACAAUUACAAAGUGUUAUUGUUCGAUUUUUUCUAAAUGGAUUUAAAGAAAGAAUAGCAAAAUCUGACUUUGGUCCGGUAAUUGAUCCAACAGAAGGACGUCACAUUGGAUGGACAGAAUUUAGUCGAGAUCGUGUUCCUCAUAUUGAUAAUCGACCAGAACAACGACUGAAUAAUCGUGAUAAAAAUGAACAUGCACUUUUACUUGAAAAACGCCUUCGAGAGGAAAUGGCUAAACGUGUUGAAGGCGAACGUUUGAUGCAAUCUAAAAUUGAUCAAUUACAACGUGAAGUUGAUCAAAUGAGAAUGAUGCCUCAAACAAAAUAUAUAGAACGAAUCGCAACUCCUCAAUAUCCUGUAGAAAGAUAUAUUGUCAAUUCAAAACCACCAGUAAAGUUUGCGCAUAGUGAAGGCACAAACAAUGUUGCUUUAAAUGAGCAAACAAAAUCAGAUGUUCGUGUACAUAAACUCGAUUUAAAAAUGGCUGAAAAACAGGUAUUUGGUCGUACGUUACAAUCACAUGAAUGGGACAAUUUACCAACAACACAAAAAGAUCAUUAUAGUCAACAAAUGUUGAACGCUGUUAAAAAUCGAAUUCAAAAUCGUUAUUCAUCAAUCAGAAAAUAA